Vicia faba (fava bean) is the source of this 537-nucleotide messenger RNA. NCBI's taxonomy places the organism in Eukaryota, Viridiplantae, Streptophyta, Magnoliopsida, Fabales, Fabaceae. The record is from the annotation of a GenBank genome assembly.
AUGGUUAACGCAAAGUUUCACCAAUACCAGGUCGUCGGAAGGGGUCUUCCCACGGAAACCGAUGAGCACCCUAAGAUUUACCGCAUGAAGCUUUGGGCCACCAAUGAGGUUCGCGCCAAAUCCAAGUUCUGGUAUUUCUUGAGGAAGUUGAAGAAGGUUAAGAAAAGUAAUGGACAAGUGCUGGCCAUCAAUGAGAUCUUUGAGAAAAAUCCCACCAAGAUAAAAAACUAUGGUAUAUGGCUGAGAUACCAAAGCCGUACUGGUUAUCAUAAUAUGUACAAGGAAUAUCGUGAUACCACUCUAAACGGCGCUGUUGAGACAAUGUACAAUGAAAUGGCAUCUCGUCACAGGGUCAGGUUUCCAUGCAUUCAAAUCAUCAAGACUGCCACCAUUCCAGCCAGUCUUUGCAAAAGGGAGAGCACUAAGCAGUUCCACAACUCUAAAAUCAAGUUCCCCUUGGUGUUCAAGAAGAUUAGGCCACCAUCCAGGAGCCUAAAAACCACCUACAAGGCUAACAGGCCCAACCUGUUUAUGUGA